UUGCGGCCAGAUUCGAGAAAAGUCGCGGCGGUGAAGGAAUCCCCGGUUCCCAUGUCACUGACGCAGGUUCGAGCCUUCUUGGGGCUGGCGUCAUACUAUCGGCGCUUCAUCAAGGGCUUUGCUGUGAUUGCACGAACGCUAACGAAUCUGUUACGGAAGGACCAGCCACUCAAUCGGGACGCGGAGUGCCAGCAGACCUUUGCGACCCUCAAAGACACUCUGGGAGCAGCCCUUAUUUUAAUUCGACCGGACCCCGCGAAGCAAUUCAUUCUCAUCACGGACUGGCAAUCGGAAGCUAUUUCCGCUAUUUUAGCACAGAAAGGGAACGAUGGGCUCGAACACGUCAUCGAGUACGCGUCUCGAACCGUGCCAGACGAACGUAGAAACGACUCCGCACUUCAAGGCGAGUGUUAUGCGGUAGUUUGGGGAAUCCAUCACUUCCAUCCGUAUCUCUACGGACAAAAGUUUCGCCUCGUAACGGAUCACGAGCCUCUGCUGGCACUGAAGAAACUCACCAACUACACGGGCAUGAUUGGCCAUUGGGCGGUGCGACUGCAAGAAUACGACUUCGAUAUCGUCCAUCGAAAGACAGAGCGACACGGUAACGCGGACGGGUUGACACGUUUGCAUCGACCUGCCAAGUCUGCGCGGGCUCCCACCGUCUCCCACCGAGUUAAGGAGAACAGUGCACCGCUACUGAAUGAGGGGAAGUGGGACGCGUGGUGGGAGAACUAUAUCGAGCUCGCUUUCUGCCUAUUGGAGAUAGAGUUCCGCAGGUCAGAGGCGGCCCCAUUCGGAGAAGGGCCGGAGCACCCAGAAGACAGCGUGGAGUUUCUGAUCAUCCAAGCCUGGAGGACAGCAGAGCAUGGCGACCUGCUGGGAUUCCUGUUCGGGAAGGUGGAGGACGGCAAUCUCACCUUGAUCACGGACGAAUUGCUGGUGUUUUUGGCACAGCUGGCGGACGAUCUGCCCCUGGAUAUCUUGUGGCGUAGUGACAAUCAGCCUGGCACCCAAGUGCUGUCUCGAACGCUCGAGCCGCACUUCAUGUGGUCCUCGUGCACAGAAAUCGACGCGGAUAAUUGUCUCUAUCCCUCCCAGGCGCUCUAUUUGGAGAUCAAAGUUACCGAUCUCACGUUUUGGGACCCGAUCGCGAGGCAAAACGUGGCACAGGACGAGGAGAUAAGAGGAGCCGACGAAGAAGAGGAAGAAAAAGUGCCAUCGAGUGAGGAAAGGGAUGAUCCGGACUACGUACCCAAAAGAGAGGCAAGGAUAGUUGACGAAUCAAACCAGCCACAGGCGCAGGACGAGGGGGUGGAACCAGAAGAAGAAGAAGAAGGAAGCAGGCUAUCAGGAUCGGAGUGCGAAGGAUUGGAGGCUGAAGUGCACGACGCGGCGCGAGAGCGAGCACUAGAGCGGAGGAAGCGAAAGCGCCAGGAAACCGCGGUUGGAAAGCGACUCGCAACAACGUAUCCUCUGUCGAUCCGUCGAUCGCCGACCCGUGGCGUGAUCCAGAGCCGCCAGAAGAGGAAGGCGAUGGAACCACAGCAGAGGGAUCACAAAGCAGAAGAAGAAGAAGUGAAUCGCCAGCUCCCUCCGGCUCCCCGUCCCGAUCCUCCCUUCGUCUAUAUCAAGAUCUCGGCGUUCGGGCUUCGUGCCCGACUGGCGGGAAUAUAACCAUGUAGAAGUAUAUUGUACUGCGAAAAUUAUGAAGA
Chara braunii is the source of this 1712-nucleotide messenger RNA. NCBI's taxonomy places the organism in Eukaryota, Viridiplantae, Streptophyta, Charophyceae, Charales, Characeae. The record is from the annotation of a GenBank genome assembly.